Messenger RNA from Entamoeba invadens IP1, 2626 nucleotides. RefSeq names its product Sec7 domain containing protein. Gene Ontology annotation, biological process: regulation of ARF protein signal transduction. The annotation marks the transcript as partial. The transcript has a single exon. The record is from RefSeq and is a predicted model, not a curated record. Lineage: Eukaryota; Evosea; Mastigamoebida; Endamoebidae. Gene Ontology annotation, molecular function: guanyl-nucleotide exchange factor activity.
UUGGUGAUGGAGCAAAAUGCUCUUUCAAACAACAUUUCCGACCUUUCCAAGCAUUUACCACGCCAAUUUUCCUCGUCACUCCAGUCUCUCAAGUCGAUUCUUUCCACCACUAAACCGCACACUGACAAAGUUCAAAAAGCUCUUCAAGUACUUUUACCACAAAUAGCAGCGACUCAACCCCUCAAACCGGGUUUAGUCAGUUCACUCCUUCCAAUCUUAGACCCACUCUUCCUCUCUUCAAAAACAUUCAAAACAUUUUUAAAAACAUUUUUGGAGACCUUUGUCCCUAAUAACACCCCCGUGUUACUCCUUUCAACCAAAAUAGUGUUUCAGUCUUCUAAAUUCCAACUGGACAACGUCUCCCAUAUUAAAGUACUCAGUUACCUCAUCGACUCGGUCGUCAUCUCUUCAUUCUCACCUAAUUUGUUAUCACAAUGCGACCCAAAAAGUGUACUCACAGACUACGUCAAAGCAUUCAUUAGGAAUUAUGGAUCACAGACUAACUCUAACGUAUCACCAGUCAUAUUCCCCCCAUCACCGUCACCACUCAUAUCACCAGCGUUCGGUGUAACAAUCACUCGACCAGUUCCAUUAACUCUGUCAACCCACACCUUCAUGAGAAAUUGUAAUACGCCAGGAGUCAGUAACACGUCCAGUUAUGUGAAAAGAAGUCUCUCUUCGAUGUCGCCAGAGGAGGAUGCGAGCGAUGAAAAAGAAAGUGUCCACCAAUCGAAAGUGCAGGCUAUUUUAACUCAACUGUUGGUCACUGCGACUACCCCGUGGGCAGAUCUGAACAGUCAAUUAGAAAAGGCGAAAAGAACGAUAUUGAAGCUUGACCAGAAGAGCUUAAAGACUGACAUUACAUGCAAAGAGGUUGCUAUAGAAAUGAUUAAUAUAGUAUUGUUCAAUUGUAAACCAAAUGCACUGACCACACACAUCAAAGAAGCCCUAGUGAAGAUGUUUAAAACGUCUGCGCUGUGCAAUUUGAGAAUUGCGGAGCUGUGUUCGGACAUGCUCGGAAUCCUUUUGACACGACACGGCUCGCAUUUCAAAAAUGAAUGUCGGCAAAUUGUGUAUGGGAUUGUAACGGAAUUUUCGAACCAAAACAAAUUGGCUGCAAGCGCACUUCUGAGGUUGACCCAUUCGAGAGAUACAUUGAAGGCAAUUUACUUGUUGUAUGACAAAGACUCACUUGGGAGUGCCGUGUUCAGAACAAUUGUCGCAACGUUUUCAGCGAAUGUUGGAGUGUCCAGUUUGAUAUGCGAAGAAGGCUUGAAACGGUGUAUCGAGACGUUUUCUAAAACAGUGGAGACCUACACACUUAUAGAGGAGAGUAAACACCCCAAUUACUAUAUUGGACCAAUUAAAAAGGCUGUGGAAUUGUGUCCAUCGAGUAAACCGAUUGUUAUUGCAAACUAUUUAUUGAAGGACAAAACAUUGGAAAGUACUGCGGUAGGGUUUUACUUGACGAAUAAUGAAGAGGUGUUAUCCGAAUACAUCAAAUUGAAUGAGACGAGUAAUGGGAUUUAUAAGACCAUACUCGACAUCUUGUCGCGAUUCAAAUUGCCAAAUGACAGUUAUUCAUUUGACGUGUUUGUCAAAGUAUUAACUGAGAUAUUCACUACGAAUAACACAAAGAUAUCAAACACAAAAGGCGAUGUGGGUGGUACUAACAUCAGUACAAGUACGACUGAGAGCUUUAUUCGAUUGUCGUUACUGUUUUCUUUGGACCAAUGCGAUAGACCAGUGGUCGCUGAUUUCAACGACUUUGUGAGGCGAGCGGAUAACAACGGAAUCGACCACAUCGAGACUUUAAUGCAACUGUACGACUCGAUUGUGGAAGAGCCGUUCACGAAAAUGACACUUCCCCAAAUAUCGGAUGACGACGUCGAUAUGUUCCAAAGCUGUUUCAGUUCACUUUUGAGUGGGUUACAAGUACUUUACACUAUUCAAGUUGAUGUCUUCCAAGAGAUGACGUCGUUACUUGUCUUUUCGAUGUUUUCACACGCCACAAAUGAACUUCAAACAUUACUGGAAAUUCUGUGUGAAUGGUCACAGAAUGGAGGCGUACCUAAAUUUCAGAGAAGGAAGGCUGCACUUCUUGUGUUGCAGUUUGCAUAUACCUUUGGGGACUAUUUGGAAGUGGUGUGGAGACUCCCACUCACCCUCUUUUGUCGAAUGCUUGACGGGAAUACAACGAACGUCCAGACUAUACCAACACAUUUCAGAACACUGCGGUAUAAUAAAUACAUUCAAACACAUCCACAUUAUACUGCGAAUACAAAUACAGUGUUGAGUACUAAUGUGGUCUGCGUCGAGUGCCCGAACGAAAUUUUGUUACAAGAGAUCUUUAAAGGGACUGGCCUCUCCCCGCGAGGGUUUGUCGAGUUUAUUAAAAGGUACUGUGAGGUCAUUCAAGACGAGUUGAACCACGAGCGACUACCACAAAAGACGAUGAACUACAUCAUCGUUCUUUUAAAUUGCAACAAACACAAACUCUUCUAUGUGUAUGACCAAAUAGGUAGUUUCCUCUUUGAGAUGUUCACUUCGUUUGCAUUACAAUACAACGGACAAGUCGCCAAAAUAGCAGUGGAAGUGUUAAAUUCGUAUUUUUUGAUAUUGAACA